CUUUGAACAAGUACCACUCCACCUAGGGCUGGAUAUCCUGAUUUGGUUCCUCGUUGACUUUCUGUCUGCCUCACGGAGGAAUUAUGAGUAAAGAAAGCAGCUGCAGACAACUGCUAUCCAGAAGCCACAAGUUUUUGUAAGAAUCACAUCUGUACAUCACCCAAGACAGAACAAUGGCUUUAUCGCUGGAAGAAUUCGUCCAUUCCCUUGACCUACGGACCCUCCCCAGGGUCGUAGAAAUCCAGUCAGGCAUCUACUUUGAAGGGUCUAUUUAUGAAAUGUUUGGCAAUGAAUGCUGUUUGUCAACAGGGGAAGUGAUUAAAAUUAUGGGUCUCAAAAUUAAGAAGAUCAUGGCUGAAAUUUGUGAGAAUUCUGGAGAUUCUGAGUCUCAGAAGCCGUUUGAACUGCCUCUGAAUUUCCCAGGUCUAUUUAAGGUCAUAGCUGACAAAACUCCAUACCUUACAAUGGAGGAAAUCACAAGAACCAUUCAGAUUGGACCAAGUAGACUAGGACAUCCUUGCUUUUAUCACCUGAAGGAUAUAAAACUAGAGAAUCUCACCAUAAAGCACGGUGAGCCAAUAAGACUCAACUCAGUUGAAGAGCUCGAUGGAGAACUGCUGGUGAAUUGUGGUUUGGUAAGGGAUCAUCAGAGUCACUCAUUUACUUUGCCACUGUCACAAGAAGGAGAAUUCUAUGAAUGUGAGGAUGAACAUAUUUACACCCUAAAAGAAAUUGUUGAAUGGAAGAUUCCUAAGAACAGAACACGGACUGUGAAACUUACAAAUUUCUCAAAUAAGUGGGACUCACCCAAUCCAUUCCCUGAAGGCUUUUAUGGUACUGUGAUUCUCAAGCCUGUUUAUGAAAUCCAAGGUGUGCUGAAAUUUCAAAAGGACAUAGUCCGGAUUCUCCCCAGUUUAGAUGUUGAAGUCAAGGAUAUUACUGACUCUUAUGAUACUAACUGGUUUCUUCAGUUGCUGUCUACAGAAGAUCUUUUUGAAAUGACCAGCAAAGAGUUUCCUGUAGUAGCAGAAGUCAUUGAAGUAUCUCAAGGGGACCAACUGCCCCGAAGUAUUUUACAGCCUGGGAAAACCAUUGUGAUCCACAAAAAGUUUCAGGCUUCUAGGAUUCUAGCUUCAGAAAUUCGAAGCAAUUUUCCCAAAAGACACUUCUUGAUCCCUAGUAGCUACAAAGGUAAGUUCAAAAGGAGACCCCGGGAGUUCCCAACGGCCUAUGACCUGCAGAUAUAUACGACUGAGAAGGAAACUCUCCACGUGGUGGCCACCAAAGCCUUCCACACACUUCACAAGAAGCUGUCCUCUGUGUCUGUUGGGGACCAGUUUCUAGUGCGUCAUUCAGAGACCACAGAAGUCAUCUUUGAGGGAACAAGAAAAGUGAACGUUCUGGCCUGUGAAAAGAUCCUCAAUAAGUCCUAUGAGGCAGUCCGGCUCCCUCUGUACAUGGAAGGAGGUUUUGUUGAGGUGAUUCAUGACAAGAAACAGUACCAGCUUUCAGAGCUCUGUACACAAUUCCGCUGGCCCUUCAAUGUAAAGGUAUCCGUGAGAGAUCUCUUCAUCAAAGAUGACAUUUUGGCAGCUACCCCAGGACUGCAGUUGGAGGAGGAUAUCACAGACUCCUACCUACUUGUUAGUGACUUUGCCAAUCCCGGGGAAUGUUGGGAAAUUCCUAUGGGCCGACUGAAUAUGACUGUUCAGCUAGUUAGUAGUAGUAAUUUGUCUGUGGAUACAGGGCCAACUCAAGUAAGGACUCUGGUAGAAGAGAUCACAGAAGAACAAUAUUACAUGAUGAGGAGGUAUGAAAGUUCUCUUUCACAUCCUCCGCCUCGCCCUCCCAAACAUCCCUCAGCAGGAGAAACCAAGUUAACCUCGCUCAGCUUUGCAGAAGAGGGAACAGGAGAUCUGCCCAAGUCUCCUAAGAGUCACCAUGCAGACAGAGCCAAGAAACUGCACCCAGAUCAAGGUGGCCUGGAUCCAAGAACACCCGUUGGUUCUCAGAACGACUUGGCCAAUAUGGAGAGAGAGAAGAGCAAGCACCAACGUGAUUGCAGGUCAGUUAAACCACACACGAUUGCUUCAAUGACCUACCUGACAAAAGCACAAUGA
Molecule: messenger RNA, 2120 nt
Organism: Phodopus roborovskii (desert hamster)
Lineage: Eukaryota; Metazoa; Chordata; Mammalia; Rodentia; Cricetidae
Gene: Themis
Product: thymocyte selection associated
Exons: 5
Coding region: 174-2120 (648 amino acids)
Biological process (GO): T cell receptor signaling pathway
Source: RefSeq, a predicted model, not a curated record